GGAGUUAAGAGGGACAUAAGAAGUUACCUCGAGCUUUGAAAUUUGAUAUGGUAAUAAUAAUUCAAGAUUGAAAAACGGACAGUGGUUUUCUGUGGAACCUUCGCAUGGAAUUGAUCAAAGCCGCUGUCACUGAACUAAACUCACACCUGAAGAUAAACUCUUGAGUGGGAAUGUGCGCAGCACUCGUCCUGGACCUGAAGACUUAAGUGGCUGCUAACGGAACACCGAGGUGGCAAGCUGUGAGGUUGGACGAUGGGCGAGCUUGAUGAUCAGUCCGGACAGCUCUUCGAGACUUUUAUCCAGGCGUCCACGUGCAAAGGCACCCUCCAGGCCUUCGGAAUACUAUGUCGGCAGUUGGACCUGGACCCGUCCCACUACAGUGCCUUCUACCGCAACCUCAAGAGCGCCGUCACCUCGUGGAAGGCUGAGCCGCUGUGGAAUAAGCUGGACAAGAGAGCCAGCCACAAGGAGUACAAGAAAGGCAAUGCCUGCCCAGACACAAGGUGUCUGAUUAUUGGGGGUGGACCCUGUGGCCUUCGCACAGCCAUCGAGUUGGCCCUUCUAGGAGCCAAAGUGGUCCUGAUCGAGAAGAGGGACACCUUCUCCAGGAACAAUGUGCUGCACCUCUGGCCCUACACCAUCUAUGACCUCAAGGAACUCGGUGCUAAGAAGUUCUACGGCAAGUUCUGCGCUGGAGCCAUAGACCACAUCAGUAUUCGCCAGCUCCAACUCAUGCUGUUGAAGAUUGCCCUCAUUGUCGGUGUGGAGGUGCAUGUCAAAGUUGAGUUUGUGAAGCUCCUGGAGCCACCAGAGGAUCAGGGCAGUGAUGGUCAUGGAUGGAGGGCAGAGAUUCGACCAGCCGACCACCCACUGGCCAGCUAUGACUUUGACGUGGUGAUCGGGGCAGAUGGCCGCAGGAACACACUUGAUGGAUUUCGAAGGAAGGAGUUCCGCGGGAAGCUGGCCAUCGCGAUCACUGCCAACUUUGUCAACCGCCACACCACGGCCGAAGCUAAGGUGGAGGAGAUCAGUGGGGUAGCCUUCAUCUUUAAUCAGAAGUUCUUUCUGGACCUCAGGGAAGAAACCGGUAUUGAUCUGGAGAACAUUGUGUACUACAAGGACGACACUCACUAUUUUGUGAUGACGGCAAAGAAACAGAGUCUUCUGGAUAAGGGGGUCAUUAUACAUGACUAUAUUGAAACUGAGAAGCUGCUAAGCAAUGACAACGUCAACCAGGAGGCCCUGCUGUCCUACGCCCGUGAGGCCGCCGACUUUGGCACCAACUACCAGCUGCCCUCUCUGGACUAUGCCAUCAACCAUUACAGCCAGCCUGACGUGGCCAUGUUCGACUUCACCUGCAUGUACGCAUCGGAGAAUGCGGCGCUCAUCCGCGAGAAGGCCGGACAUCAACUACUCGUUGCCCUGGUAGGGGACAGUCUACUAGAGCCCUUCUGGCCCAUGGGGACGGGCUGCGCUCGCGGGUUCCUGGCUGCCUUUGACACGGCCUGGAUGGUGCAAGGCUGGGCACAGGGGAAAUCCCCGCUGGACAUCCUCUCUGAGAGGGAAAGCCUCUACAGGCUGCUCCCACAAACCACUCCAGAGAACAUUUCAAAGAAUCUCGAACAGUACACGAUAGACCCAGCGACACGGUACCCAAACCUCAACUCCAGCUGUGUGCGGCCGCAUCAGGUAAAGCAUCUGUACAUUAAUGGUGAGCAGGACUCGAGUUUGCUGGAGCGGGGUGCUGCUGUCCGCAGAUCUGUGAAACGUAGAGAAUCCGAGAUCAGGCCCAGCCGACUGCUGUCCUGGUGCCAGAAACAGACUCAAGGCUACCGCGCUGUGGAGGUCACUGACCUCAGCUCCUCCUGGAAGAGUGGCUUGGCCCUGUGUGCCCUCAUCCACCACUUCAGACCGGAGCUUAUUGACUUCGAAUCCCUGAAUGAGGCGGAUUCGGAGGCCAACAACCAGCUGGCGUUCGACGUGGCCGAGCGAGAGCUGGGCAUCCAGCCUGUGACCACGGGCAAGGAGAUGGCUGUCGUGCAGGGGCCCGACAAGCUCAUCAUGGUGCUCUACCUCUCCAAGUUCUACGAGAAAUUCUACAGUGCCUCCCUGAGAGCCUCUGGUGCUGCCAGGGAAAAGGAUGAAAACAAUGAACACUAUUCAUCCAAGUCUAACAACCUAAUGAACCUCACACAGCCACGAAAGAGGAUUCCAAAGGACAAGAAGAAGCUGGAAGACAACGACUCCCAGAAUGCUAAACGGAGACGGAACUGCAGCUAUUUGGACGAGCUGUUAACCGGUCAGGCGAACUCCUCUGCAGAGGGCUCAGUUCGUUCUAUGGCGCACUUGCGGGCCAAGUUUGAGGAGAACGCCUCCGGCGGGCUUCCACGCAAACAGGGUACGACGCGGAAGGAGUUCCCGAUGGGCGUGGGCGGGAGCGACGUGUGCCACUCGUGCAAGAAGCGGGUGUACGUGAUGGAGCGCCUGAGUGCCGAGGGCUACUUCUUCCACCGCGAGUGCUUCCGCUGCGAAGACUGCCUGUGCACAUUGCGACUGGGUGGCCAUGCCUUCAACACCGGUCACGGCAAGUUCUACUGCAAGUUGCACUACUCUCAGUAUUUAGCCAACAACAAGAACCGAGGACGAGUGUCGGAGGGGACCGGGACAUCUUCGCUUGACGGCGGUGUGCUGUGCUCGUCCACCGACGAUCUGCAGGGCCAGUCUUCAGGAGUCCCACAACAGCAUACGACUUCUGAUGGCCCAAGCAAAGGAGCACAGAAGGCCUGGCUGGACCCAAUCAUGGUGGCUGAGCUACCAGAGGACCCUCAGCUAGAAAUGGACCAGCCUGGGUCCACCAUGGAGUGUCAGACGUCAGAACCAUUUUCCCUUCAGUCCUCUGAUUCUGGAUCUACCAGCUGCAGCUCGCUGUCAGAAGAGGCCAAGGGCCACGGUCCUGCUUCUAAGGGUGCCAAUAAGAACAACUACUGGAGAAGAAAAAUUCGGGCCACGCUACCACUGAUCCUGGUGAAGACAUUCGCCCGCGGAAGAGCUGCCGACAAGCAGCAGGGCCUCGCAGAAGAUGGAGAGUCCGACUUUGAAGAGAUUCACCAGCCUGAAAAGCAGGCCUCCUCAUCUACAUCUGAAAAACAUGCUGGCUCCCUGUCCAUCGAGGAGAAGUGCCCAGCACAGACUGAAGUGCCCACUCUCACCGACAACAGCCAGGGCCUUCCAGAGAGGCCUGACCCCAGCCUCACCACCUCCUCCUCCUCCUCCUCCUCCUCCUCAGCCUGCUCGUCCCAGCUGCAGCCUGGGCAGCAGGAGAAGGACCAGGAACAGCAGCAGCGGCCUGACUCCUCAGUCAGUCCCAAAAGGAGGCUCCUCCUUUCUUCGAAUGAGAAGGAGAAGCUGCUCAACUGGGAGUGGAGCCCUCAGAAGACUCCUCUAAGCCGUCGGACCUCAGGAAGGGUCCCCCGCGGGCCUUCAGCACUGCCGACGGGUGGAAAGCCCGAGUCCGCCCCGAAGACGACACCGACGCCAGAACCCACACCUGCGUCGCCUCAGUCCACCUUCCAAAUAUGGGCCAGUGUCCUCCGGAAGAGCAUCUCCGGAGGGUCCAGCCAUAAGGAGGGGUCCAGCCAUAAGGAGGCGUCUAGCGGCGCUAACGUGGUUCGGAGGACCAACCGUGUGCCUAAGGCCAGGCCGCUGUCCUUACCCGGAGGCUCCAUCAGUUUGGUGGACUCCGUGUUGGGGCCUGCGUCCCAGAGCCAGCUGGCGGCCUUCCCUGGAGAGGGAGAGCAGCAGCAGCAAGAGAAUGUCUCCACCGCCACGGAGAACGGCCACGGCGAGCAGAGGAGGGGCAGCGAGCUGACCAUGCUGCUGCAGCAGGUGGCCCUGAGCUCCAAGCCCCCCACCUCCGGCUCCAAAGACGACAUGGCCUUCCUGCCUCGCCGCAAGCUCAACUUCUUCUCCUCGCUCCGCGUAAGGAACAGGGAUGAGGUGGACGGAGGGAAAGGAGGAAGGAAAGGGCAAGAGGACAGCAAGGAUAAGGACAUCUGGACCAUCCUCUCCAAAUUCAGGAACAAAGCUAAUAGCCAGCCACAUGAUGAGGAAGAGGAGUAUGAGGAGGAAGAGGGGGCCAGCUCUUCUGAUGAAGGAGAGGAUCGGAUGCCUGACAAACCAAUGCGCAAGGGGAGCUUGAGUGAGCGGCAGAGGAGAAAGCAGGAGAGGAUUGUCCAGCAGCAGGCCAGACGAGAGCAUCUGAAGAGACUCCACAGAGCGCAGACGAUCCAGAGGCAGCUGGAGGAGGUGGAGGAGAAACAGCGAGCUCUAGAGGAGGAGGGGGUGGCUCUGGAGAAGGUCCUGAGGGGGGAGACAGACAAUGGGGAUUCCUCGGACGAGCUUGACCUCCUGCAGACCUGGUUUAAAUUGGUGCUGGAGAAGAACAAGCUGCAGCGCUAUGAAUCUGAGCUUGUGAUCUUUGCUCAAGAAUUGGAGCUCGAGGACACACAGAGUCAACUUCAGCAGGACCUGCGAAGCAGAAUGGCAGUUGAUGACUCCUUGAAGAGUGCUACAGACCUGAGCGAGGAGCAGGAGAUUCUGGUCCACAUAAUGCAGGUGGUGGAGAAACGUGAUCAGCUGGUGAGUCUCCUGGAGGAGCAGCGACUGAAGGAGCGGGCUGAGGACCAGGACCUGGAGAGCAUGGUGCUGUCCAAAGGGUACCGGUUCCACUGGACCUAAGGGACAGCAGCAUUCAGUCUCGACUCCUUGUGGAACUGAUCAAUGGCUAGAGCAAUAGACUCGGAGAGUUGAAGUGAUUCUGCAUAUGAAUUAUGUUUUAUCGUUUUAAGACUUUUAAAAUUCAUCCCACUGUAUCAUUGCUGUGAUGCCUGCUGAAAUUGUAACAUUUGGAUAUAUGGGUUGAAACAGAUUUUUUUGUUUGUUUGUUUGUUCAUGUGUUUAUAUGUAUGGUUGGUUAUUAGGUGUUUUUAAAUACCGUCUUCCUGAGGUGCCACUGCUCUGGUUUCCCAUUUAAAAUCAUACCGGUAAAUUAAUGUAAAGACUUGCCUUUCAUGAAACCAAGGGUCAUACUGAAAUGGCGCUUUUCGUUUUAUGUGUGCAAUAUUGUCCAUUUGAAUGCAUUCACUCACAAUGUGGUAGAAUAGAUUAUGUUCUCCGUCCAAGCACCAACUCUAUAGGUAAAUAUUUAAAACCACCUUUUCACUUUGUGUGUUGUGUGUCUUUUCAGAAAGAGAGAUGUGUUCAGCACGAGUUCUUUAGGUGUUUUCUUUUACAUUACGAUCUCUCUUGAAUUUCCUAUUUGAAAGAUGUUGUAUUGUUUUCCUAAUUAACACUAAGAUGUCAGACCAUAGUCGUAUAUUAUCUAAUUGCAGGUAUUGCACAAGAUUUUCUUUAAGGAAAUGCUAUUUUACUGCUGUAAACAUUUUCAUUUUUUUGUGAGAAAUUGUUGGCUAGCUGUAUAUUUAUUUCCUCAUGUCUGAAACACUGCCAAAUGUUUUUUUUGUGUUAAUUUAGGAUGUUUGAUUUAUUUUACUUAAUUUAAUUCAGAAAUGUUCACUAAAUUGUGUUUAUCUAUACCUACGUAAUUUAUUUAAUAAAAACUGUUUAAAACUCUA
Alosa alosa (allis shad) is the source of this 5633-nucleotide messenger RNA. RefSeq names its product microtubule associated monooxygenase, calponin and LIM domain containing 2b (gene mical2b). Gene Ontology annotation, molecular function: FAD binding; protein binding. NCBI's taxonomy places the organism in Eukaryota, Metazoa, Chordata, Actinopteri, Clupeiformes, Clupeidae. The record is from RefSeq and is a predicted model, not a curated record.